CAUUUUCGGCGAUCCCCUGCUCCAAGAGCGGAAACUCCAAAACCCUAAACCCAUGGCGGCGCUCACCUCCUCCGCCGGCUGUCGCCUCCUCCGCCGCUUCCUCUCCACAGCCUCCGAAGUAGCAUCGGAAGCUAUCCCCCCCGUCGCUAAGAAGGAGGCACACCCCGUCCGGAAGAAGGUGGCGUCUAAGGCGGCGCACGGCGUCGCCAAGGACGCGAAGAAGGCAGCGCACCCCGCCGCAAAGGUGGCUUCGGAGUCGGCGCGCCCCGUGGAGGAGGACGCCAAGAAGGCGGCGACCAAGGACUCGCGCCCGCUGUACCGGCGGCUGUCGGCGCUGGGGAACGCGGGGGAGGGGAGCGUGUCGGGGGUGCUCAACAAAUGGGUGCGGGAGGGACGAGAGACGCGCUCCGUGGAUCUCGAGAGGUAUGUCAAGGAGCUCCGCAAGUACAAGCGCCAUCCCCAGGCCCUUGAGUUGAUGGAUUGGAUGGUUCAUACCAAGGGUAUGAACAUGUCAUACACUAACCAUGCAAUACGUUUGGACCUCAUUUACAAAGUGCGUGGCAUUGAAGCAGCUGAAAAGUAUUUUGAUGGCCUUCCUGAUCCAGCCAAGAACCAUCGAACUUAUGGUGCACUUCUCAACUGUUAUUGCUCAUCGAAAAAAGAAGAGAAAGCAACGGACAUCUACCGGAAGAUGGAUGAGCUUGGCAUCUCAUCCAGUACUCUGCCCAUCAACAAUCUGAUGUCCCUUUACAUGAAGUUAGGCCAGCAUAAGAAGGUUGCUAGCCUAUUUGAGGAAAUGAAGGAAAAGAAUAUUAAACCGAAUAACCUCACAUGCUGUGUUCUGAUGACCAGUUAUGCGGCAUUGAACAAGAUAGAUAAUGUUGAAGAAGUUCAAAAAGAAAUGGAAGAAAGAAAUAUUCUAGGGUGGUCUGCGUAUAGUACACUGGCUUCCAUCUACUUGAGUGCUGGUUUGGUUGAAAAAGCAGAGUCUGCUCUGAAGAAACUUGAGGGCCUUGUUGAAGCUAGUGAUGGCAGACAGCCUUUUGAUUUCCUUAUGAGUCUAUAUGCUUCAGUAGGCAAUUUGAGUGAGGUCAACAGAGUGUGGGACGUGGUUAAGGACACUUUUCCAAAGGUGACUAACACAAGCUACUUCAGCAUGCUCCAAGCUCUUCUAAAGCUCAAUGAUGCUGAUCGCAUGAAGCAGAUUUUUGAGGAAUGGGAGUCUAAUCAUGAAUGCUAUGAUGCAAAACUGACUAAUGUGAUGACUCGAGCCCAUCUGAAGAAUGGCAUGGCAAAAGAAGCAGAGCUGUUGUGGGAGAAGGCCAAGGAAAAGGGUGGCAAUUUUGACUCUAAAACAUGCGAGUUGUUCCUCGACCACUACAUGGGGACAGGGGACAUGAAAUCAGCACUCAACUGGGUCGAGAAUGUGACAAAACUCCCCAAGAAAACAGCGAAGCUAGAUCAGGAGAAGAUCCACAAAUUCUCCAAGUACUUUGAAGAACAGAAGGAUGUCGAAGGUGCAGACAGGUUCUGCCGCUGCUUGAGGAUACUUGGGUGCAUUGAUGGCAAAGCAUACGAGUCCCUCCUGCGGACCUAUCUGGCAGCUGGUCAGACAAGCCGUUCCCUCCGUCAACAGAUCAAGGAUGAUAAGAUUGAGAUAUGCUACGACAUUGGGAAGUUACUCACGAGGAUGGGCGACAAGGGACGGUGAAAUACCGAUUUCAGCCCAGAAUUUACGCCAGUUAUUUCUUCUGAUUUAUUUCAUGGAUAGCAGAAAGCAGAUGUUACAAGAUAGAACAGUUGUCGGCCCUUAUUUUGACACAUGGUUGAGCUGAUGUUCCAGCUUUUGCUUCUUUCUCAUCAAGAAGUGGGAGGCAGGCCGUAGCAAGGAGAUUUUUACUAGUGCAACGUGUAGUCUUGUCUAAGGGGGCUUUGUCCUGCAGUUUUUUUUUUGGUUGCUUUUCUUCUGUAUGUAAUGGCUGUUUCAGACUUGCGGUACUGAAGCAAGAAUCCU
This is a messenger RNA of Lolium rigidum, 2014 nucleotides long. RefSeq names its product pentatricopeptide repeat-containing protein At4g01990, mitochondrial-like. The transcript is spliced from 2 exons. Gene Ontology annotation, cellular component: mitochondrion. Bases 53 to 1711 code for a protein of 552 amino acids. Lineage: Eukaryota; Viridiplantae; Streptophyta; Magnoliopsida; Poales; Poaceae. The record is from RefSeq and is a predicted model, not a curated record. Gene Ontology annotation, molecular function: protein binding.